Vicia villosa (hairy vetch) is the source of this 1226-nucleotide messenger RNA. RefSeq names its product receptor-like protein 7. The coding region runs from base 45 to 1211 and encodes 388 amino acids. The transcript has a single exon. NCBI's taxonomy places the organism in Eukaryota, Viridiplantae, Streptophyta, Magnoliopsida, Fabales, Fabaceae. The record is from RefSeq and is a predicted model, not a curated record. Gene Ontology annotation, molecular function: protein binding.
ACCAUUUCAUCUAAACUCGACGGUUUAAAAUAUUAAGAUAUACAAUGGUGUUUUUGUGGUCUCUUGUCUUGUCUUUCACAUUUACUACAUGUUUUCCUUUAACUCAACCAAAGUGUCAUGAAGAUGAAAGUCAAGCCUUGUUGCAAUUUAAGAAAGGCUUUAUCAUCAAUAAGUCUGCUUCGGAUAAUCCUCUCAGUUAUCCUAAAACAGUAUCUUGGAAUGCAAGCACUGAAUGCUGCUCUUGGGAUGGCAUUCAAUGUGAUGAGCACACAGAUCAUGUGAUUCACAUUGAUCUUAGUAGCAGUCAACUCUAUGGUACAAUGGAUGCAAAUACCACUCUCUUUCGCCUUGUACACCUUCAAAAUCUCGAUCUUUCUGACAAUGACUUCAAUUACUCUCAAAUCCCACCUACGAUAGGUGAGCUUUCACAACUAAGAUAUCUGAAUCUUUCUCACACAUUUUUUUUUGGAGAAAUUCCACCACAAAUUUCAAAGUUGUCCAAGUUGUUGUCUCUUGAUCUAAGCUUCCAUGUUGUACCAAAUAUUCUACUUAGUAAAGUCAAUCUGUUGCAACUCAAACAGUCUAGUUUCAAAAGCAUAAUUCAAAACUCUACAAAACUUGAGAUACUUCGGCUCAAUUAUGUGACAAUUUCAUCCACUUUACCAGACACACUCACAAAUCUAACUUUGUUGCAAAUACUAUCUCUUUCGAAUUCUGAACUGUAUGGUGAAUUUCCAGUUGGAGUAUUUCAUCUUCCAAACUUGAAAUUUCUGGAUUUGAGAUAUAAUCCAAAUCUCAAUGGUAAUUUGCAUGAGAUUCAAUCUAAAUCACUCUCCAAAUUAUUUCUCGAUGAGACAGGUUUCGGCGGUACACUUCCAAUAUCCAUUGGAAAUCUUAGUUCUCUAAAUAUGCUAUCAAUUAAUGGUAGUGAUUUUUUUGGGUAUAUUCCUUCUUCACUUGGUAACCUCACACAACUCAUGCAAAUAAGCCUUGGACAUAACAAAUUUAGGGGUGAUCCUUCUGCAUCUCUUGAAAAGCUUACCAAACUAAACAAAUUGGUAGUUGGUUUCAAUGAAUUUACUUUUGAGACCAUCUCAUGGAUAGGUAAGCUCUCAUCAAUAUUUGCCUUGGAUAUAUCCUCGGUCGAUAUUGGCAGUGACAUCCCAUUAUCUUUUGCAAAUCUCACCUUGCUAGAAAUACUAAUAGUGUGAAUAGGAAUUAGUUUA